This is a messenger RNA of Linum tenue, 2585 nucleotides long. NCBI's taxonomy places the organism in Eukaryota, Viridiplantae, Streptophyta, Magnoliopsida, Malpighiales, Linaceae. The record is from the annotation of a GenBank genome assembly.
CAUCUUUAAGCGCAAAGCCAAAAGAGCUCAACCGGAAAAUUUGUCUUCGCACCGACAAGCGACAAACUACCUCGCUCCGUUUCCGUUUCCGUUUCCGUCUCCAUUUCCCCAGUUUCUUUCUCGCCAAAGGAUUCCCCUGUUUCCAAUUCAUUCAGAAACAUGAAGAGCCACUACGCCGCCACCGCUACCCUUCUCAUCCUUCUUCUCAAUGCAGUUGAUUUCCUCUGCGCGGUGGGUUUGGCCAAUUACAGCAGCAUCAAUGGCGAUCACAAGAAAUACACCCAGUUCCUUCUUGCUAACGGCGUUGCUCGCACGCCGCCAAUGGGCUGGAAUAGCUGGAACCAUUUCCAGUGCAAUGUGGACGAGGAUAUGGUUAAAUCCACCGCUGAUGCGUUGGUUUCAACUGGUUUGGCUGCUCUUGGAUACAGAUAUGUCAACAUCGAUGAUUGCUGGGGUGAACUGGAAAGGGACAAAAAGGGUAACUUAAACGCGAAAGCAUCCACUUUCCCUUCCGGGAUCAAGGCCCUAGCUGAUUAUGUGCAUGCCAAAGGCCUUAAACUUGGCAUAUAUUCUGAUGCAGGCUUCAGAACCUGCAGCAAGAAAAUGCCUGGCUCUCUUGAUUAUGAGGAGCAAGACGCGAGAACCUUUGCUGAAUGGGGGGUUGACUACUUGAAGUAUGAUAACUGCUACCAUGAUGGUUCCAAACCUCAUAUCAGGUAUGCAAAGAUGAGUUCUGCUUUGCUCAAGGUUGGCCGCCCAAUCCUUUACUCCAUAUGUGAAUGGGGACAAGAAGACCCUGCCAAAUGGGCUGGUCGAUAUGGUAAUGCUUGGAGGACCACCGGUGAUAUUAAUGACACCUGGGGAAGCAUUACAUCGAUUGCCGACCAAAACAACAUCUGGGGAAGAUAUGCCGGGCCUGGAAGAUGGAAUGAUCCUGAUAUGUUGGAAGUGGGCAAUGGAGGGAUGACCAUGGAGGAAUACCGGUCUCAUUUCAGCAUCUGGGCUCUAAUGAAAGCUCCACUGCUGAUUGGCUGCGAUGUACGAGCUGCUGGUACAAGUACACUGAGGAUUCUCGGAAACAAGGAGGUCAUCAAGGUGAAUCAAGACCCUCUGGGAGUUCAAGGCAGGAAAAUUAGAUCAAAUGGAGGCCUAGAGAUUUGGGCAGGGCCAUUGGCAGGGAAAAGGGCGGUGGUAGUUUUAUGGAACAGGAGUAAGUCUGAGGCUAGCAUCUCUGUCAGGUGGAAGGAAAUUGGCCUUUCUCCAAACACUCCUGUCAUUGUUAGGGACUUGUGGGCUCAUAAAUUUGUGUCAAUGGGUAAGCAAUAUGGAAUAACAGCGCGUGUGGCUCCCCAUGCUUGCAAGAUGUACAUCCUCAGCCCACCAAAGACCAAGUAAAGAAUGAACUCCUGCUCUCUGCCAUGUUUUGAAGCAGGCCAACAGAUGGCUGUCAGGCACAUUCCAUGCCAUCUGAAAUAUACAAAAAAAAUGUGAACUAAUUCGAUAGUUGUAUAUCUCUUGAUAGUUUUUUUUUUUUUUUUGACAAUCAGAGAAUUCUUGUAUUUCAUCCGAAAAGGUCCCAAAUGUUCGUUACAACAAUGGUGCAAUAAUAUUAACAAUUAAGAUCCAUUCCAAAGGUAACGAAGCUUCCCUAGCUUGGCGAGCAACCCAAUCUGCAAGUCGGUUAAGCCGUCGGGGUACGAACUCAAUCCGGAUCCAAGGAGCAGACCGAAGAAGGAGAGACAUCUGAGCAAUGGUAGCUCGAAAAUGCCAUGGCCAUGCCGAGGAGUCCUGAUUGAGAGCAAGAGAAAGCACUUGGCAAUCCGUACGAAUGCAGGUUGGAAUCCCAUCAUGAACCGCAAGCAGGAUGGCGUUGAGGAGACCAAGGGCUUCAGCCUGAAUCGGAUGCGAACACAGGAAAGUCUCAGCCUUGCCGUCGUACACCUGACCAUGAGAAUUGACAAAAGUAAUCCCAUAAGCCGCCAAUCUCGAGUCGGAAACAAACGACCCAUCACAGUACAUCACUCGAGAGAACGGCAGUGGUGUGGUGUUGGAACGGGAACCCCUAGGCUGAGGGUGCAAUAGAGUCGGUUGGAAAGAAGAGGAAAGAGCAGGAGAAGUCCGCGAUUCCUCCCAUUCCAUGAAGUCUCGACCCGACUUAAUUGCAGAUGAGGCCGGGGAAGGAGCCAUGUUGUCGAAGAUGAAAGCGUUCCGGGCAAGCCAAAUAUUCCAAAGGUGGUAUGCAAUCUUGCAAACAUGAGCGUCAGUGUGGGUGUCCUUCAGGUUGAAGAACCAAGAGGCGAAGGAGGCAUCUUGAGGGGGAGGGGCAAUCAAUCCUGAGAGAUGCCAAGUCUCCGACGCAUGCUGACAGUGAAAGAGGCUGUGCAAAAUCGUCUCUGGCGCGUCACAGAUGGGACAAUUUGGGCUUGGUGCACAAGACCUUGAGAAAAGUCUUUCCCUUGUAGCAAUGGCUCUUUUAGAGCAUUUCCAUAUAAAGAAACGAAUUUUUGGUGGGAGUGCCAAUGACCAGAGCCACUUCCAAUUGUUGCUGGCAGGUUGAUUAUUCAUGGGUGGCGGUGAAGAAGUUU